Mycena citricolor is the source of this 1090-nucleotide messenger RNA. Lineage: Eukaryota; Fungi; Basidiomycota; Agaricomycetes; Agaricales; Mycenaceae. The record is from the annotation of a GenBank genome assembly.
CGACUACUUGCACAUUACGUGCCGCCGAACGAUCCGGAUCAACGAAAGCCGGGGUCUUCCUUGACAGCGCUUCCUUUCUCUCAAGUGACUGACUACAUUGACUGCGACGACGCCGACUGCGGUCGAGCGACCAUACGCCGGCUCGAAGACGGGUGGUGAUGGAUCCGGAGAUAGGCCAGCGCGGGGCGGACACGGACGCGGACGAGUUCGGGAGCGAAGACGGCGAGUGUGUCCUCCUGUCGGAUGCAGUGGUGCAGGCCCUUGAAAGUGCGGAGCGGGAUGCGUUUGGGCGCGAGAGCCCCGUCAGCGCCGCCUCCGACGCGUACGACGAGAUGUUCACGGACGGCUUUUCAGACGAGUGGAUGCACGCGUGGGCACGCCUUGAAGCGCCCUGCGGCACAUCCGCAUGUACGCCGACCUUGGAUCCGGAGCCGCCAUCUUCUCUCCCACCCAGUAGCAGUAUUGCACCUUCCCGCGAAUCUGAGCCUCCUCCAUCGUGCGAUUCCGGCCCCACGGAGUUCAACGACAUGUUUUUGGAUAAUUAUACGGAUCAGUGGCUGCGUGCCUGCUCCGUCCUUGCUACUCGGUGUGUCCCGGGCGCACGAGUCCUGUCUGGCUGGGACUACUGGAUGGUCCAGUUGCAAAGUGUAUCGGAGGUUGUUCAGCCGAGGUGGGUAAGCGCCAAGAGGCAGACUACGGAUGUCGGUGUGCUCUGCCGGCUUGUAAUAGGCCUCUUUUGCCAAGUGCGGCGUGCGAUGAUUUGUUCAUUGCAUAUCCAGCGCUCGGGCCUCUGUGGCUGUCGAUGCAAUUUUUUGAACCUUCUUAUGUACUGCUAUUCGGAGUGGCAUGCCUUUCGCUCUUCGCUGGGCUCGCAAACGAGUCAGUCCACUUCCAUCCUUCUUAUCGAUGUUGCUUUUGCCAUGUCCCACGUUCAGAUGUUGUCGUUGUCCUCGUUGUCUUCUAGCUCAGAUUCAUAAAUCGCUACUGAUGUGUCAUCUCAUUCUUCACCGUAUUUAUGAUCAUGUGUCUGUAUGCACAGCGGGAUGGAUCCCACACAGUACAUCUCGAUGUCUCAUGAACCUAAAAGCUG